Rhagoletis pomonella (apple maggot) is the source of this 870-nucleotide messenger RNA. RefSeq names its product peptidoglycan-recognition protein LC-like. The record is from RefSeq and is a predicted model, not a curated record. Gene Ontology annotation, molecular function: N-acetylmuramoyl-L-alanine amidase activity; zinc ion binding. Gene Ontology annotation, biological process: peptidoglycan catabolic process. NCBI's taxonomy places the organism in Eukaryota, Metazoa, Arthropoda, Insecta, Diptera, Tephritidae.
GCCAUGUGCGUCUAUCGUGUACGUAUGACACAAACUCUUAACAUUGAAUCUCAAAAUCAUGAUGAUAUUAUUUACAACUUCCUAAUUGGUGGCGAUGGCAAUGUGUAUGAAGGACGUGGUUGGGAUGUAGUCGGUGCACAUUUGCGUGGCUUCAAUUCGGACAGUAUUAGUUUCGCCUAUAUUGGUACAUUCAAAAAACAAAAGCCAUCAGAAAAACAAAUGGAUGUCACAAAAUUAUUAUUAGAGGAGGGUGUACGAUUAGGUAAACUCUCGCCGGAUUAUAAAAUAUAUGGAGCAUAUAUGUUGGAUCCUACAUCGACAGAUGCAAGAGCAGAUGAGUUGUACAACAGCUUCAAAGGUUGGCCACAUUGGUCUGAGUAUCUAUUUUCUGCAAACGCAAAAUGAAAUGUGUCAUAUAUUUUAAAAGUAUAAAAGAAAUAUAUUUUCUUACAUAUUAUGCAGAGUGAAACGUUGCUAAGCCCAUUUUUUCUACAAAAUUGAAUGUGUAUAUUACAUAAAAAUUAAUAGUUUCUUAAAAGAUCCAAUUACCUGUUUUAUUUCAAACUUUUUCAGUUCAGUGAUGUGCAAACCUUCUAAGUAGAAAAUAGUCACAAAUGAUGUUAUAAGUCCCUGAUAUUACACAAGGUCUUCUACAACUUUGGGAAAUUUUAUUCCUUUGAAGUGUUCUAGCUUGAAAUAUGCAGUUAAAAUUUUUGCAAAUAUGUAUGUACUUGAAGAAACUGAAUUUUAAAUGCUUGUAUUCCCUCCUGUACUAUUUUAAAAACUGGACUAAGCAACUCUUCGUUUUAAGCUAGCGAUAUAGUACGUUUUUAUACAUACAUACUGUACAUAUGUUCAUUUUCUAUUAUU